AUGUUCCACCCUCACCGCAAGGCCACCCUGCUCACACGCGCCUGGCUGGUGCUGGUGCGGCUGUUCUCUGGCAGGAGGCCGCUGCUCUUCUCCUUCCAGGCCUCCCUGCCGCGCCUGCCGGUGCCAGCCCUGCACAGCACCGUCACGCGGUGCCUGGAGUCGAUGAGGCCCCUCAUGAACGAAGACUCUUUCUCCCAGCUUGAGUCUCUCUCUCGGGACUUUGAGUCCGGACUCGGACGGAGACUCCAGCGGUACCUCGUCCUCAAGUCCUGGUGGGCGAGCAACUACGUGAGUGAUUGGUGGGAGGAGUAUAUUUACCUGCGGUCGAGGGAGCCCCUGAUGGUCAACAGCAACUACUACGCCAUGGACUUCCUGUACGUGACGCCCACGCACGUGCAGGCGGCACGCGCCGGGAACUUGCUGCACGCUGUCAUGCUGUACCGGCGUCGGCUCGACCGCGGGGACAUCAAACCCCUCAUGUUGCAAGGCGCCGUGCCCAUGUGCUCUGCCCAGUAUGAGAGGAUGUUCAACACAACCAGAAUCCCUGGAGUGGAAACAGACACGAUCCAGCACCUGCGUGACAGCCGCCACGUGUGUGUGCUGCACGCCGGCCGCUACUUCCGCUUGCGCCUGUACCACGACGGGCGCCUGCUGGGCGCGCGCGAGCUGCAGCAGCAGGUGCAGGCCAUCCUGGACGACCGCUCACAGCCUCGCCCCGGGGAGAGGCACCUCGCCGCACUCACCGCGGGCCCACGCACGGCGUGGGCGCGAGCGCGCGAGUCGCUCCUGCGCUCGUCCCCGCGUUCGCGGGCGGCGCUGGAGGCGGUGGAGCGCGGAGCGUUCUUCCUGUCGCUCGACACGGAGUCGCACGGCUACCAGCCGCACGAGGACGAGGGGGCGGGGGGAGCGUCGCCCUCCUCGCUCGACCGCUACGCCAAGAGCCUGCUGCACGGCAACUGUGACGACCGCUGGUUCGACAAGUCGUUCACCCUCGUGGUCUACGCCAACGGCAAGAUGGGGCUCAACGCGGAACACUCGUGGGCUGACGCCCCUAUCGUGGGGCACCUGUGGGAGGUGGUGAUGGCGACCGACUGCUUCACGCUGGGCUACACGGUGGACGGGCAGUGCCUGGGCAGCCCCAACCCGCGGCUGCCUCCACCCCAGCGGCUGCACUGGGACAUCCCUGAGGAGUGCGAGCUGGAGGUGGAGCGCUCGCUGGCGCUCGCCCGCACGCUGGCGGACGACGUCGACUUCCACUCCUUCGCCUUCGAGUCGUUCGGCAAGGGGCUGAUCAAGCGCUGUCGCUCGUCCCCCGACGCCUUCCUACAGCUCGCCCUGCAGCUCGCCCACUACAGGGUGACUCGCUCGCUGCUCACUCGCUCGCUCACUCACUCACUCGCUACUCACACACUCACUCGCUACUCACUCGCUCGCUCACUCGCUACUCACUCGCUCGCUCACUCGCUACUCAGCUGA
Molecule: messenger RNA, 1476 nt
Organism: Lethenteron reissneri (Far Eastern brook lamprey)
Lineage: Eukaryota; Metazoa; Chordata; Hyperoartia; Petromyzontiformes; Petromyzontidae
Product: carnitine O-palmitoyltransferase 1, liver isoform-like
Biological process (GO): fatty acid metabolic process; carnitine metabolic process
Cellular component (GO): mitochondrion
Molecular function (GO): carnitine O-palmitoyltransferase activity
Source: RefSeq, a predicted model, not a curated record